AGCACUCUAUGACGUCCCUACAAACGAACAAGAAGAAGACAUACGUUUCCAGGGCUGAUAUAACUGUCCAAGCUGUCCUUCUGUCCUUCUGUCCUGGACACUACAGGAGGCGUUUUUAUGUCGGUUAAACGGAUUUACAGCAGCCUGUAAAACCGUCAGAUUUCUCCAUGUUUCCUUCCAGCAGGUGCUCCUUUCAAGUACGGAGAUGUAUACGUGCACUGAAAGCCCUUCAAACAGAGCGGGUGGCUCAGCAGGUCUACACACGGCGAUGCUCUUCUGCUUCUCUGCCACGAAUUACAUCCCAUUAUACCAUCUAUCCCCGGGACAAGGAUCCACGAUGGGAAGGUGUGGGCAUGGAGCGUUUCGCUGACGAGGCAGAUGUCGUGAUUGUGGGCGCCGGCCCUGCCGGCCUGUCCGCAGCCAUCCGACUGAAGCAGCUGGCCAAUCAGCACGAGAAGGAGCUGCGCGUGUGUGUGGUGGAGAAAGCAUCUCAGAUCGGAGCUCACACACUCUCCGGGGCCUGUUUAGAACCCAGUGCUCUUACUGAGCUCUUACCAGACUGGAAGGAGAGAGGGGCGCCACUCAACACACUGGUUACAGAGGACAGAUUUGCUAUUCUCACAGAAAAAUACAGAAUCCCUGUACCAAUACUUCCAGGUCUCCCUAUGAAUAAUCACGGGAACUACAUAGUGCGACUGGGUCACCUUGUUAAAUGGCUGGGUGAGCAGGCUGAAGAACUCGGGGUCGAGCUGUAUCCAGGCUAUGCUGCAGCCGAGGUGCUGUUUCAUGAGGACAGGAGCGUGAAGGGAAUCGCCACCAACGACGUCGGUAUCGCCAAAGACGGCUCUCCUAAGGACGUGUUUGAACGAGGCAUGGAGCUCCACGCUAAGGUCACUCUGUUUGGAGAAGGAUGUCACGGUCACCUCUCCAAACAACUCUACAGACAGUUCAACCUGAGGGAGAACUGCCAACCACAGACCUACGCCAUCGGCCUUAAAGAGCUGUGGAUUAUUGAUGAAAAGAAUUGGCGCCCGGGUCGGGUGGAGCACUCUGUGGGUUGGCCUCUGAACAGAAACACGUACGGAGGCACUUUUCUAUACCACCUGAACGAAGGAGAGCCGCUGGUGGCCCUGGGCUUAGUAGUGGGUUUGGACUACACUAACCCGUACCUAAAUCCGUUUCGAGAAUUCCAGCGCUGGAAGCAUCACCCAUCCGUGGCUCCGACCCUGGAGGGAGGAAACAGGAUCGCGUACGGCGCCAGAGCUCUAAACGAAGGAGGUUUCCAGUCUAUACCCAAGCUAACGUUCCCCGGCGGCGCUCUGAUCGGCUGCAGCCCAGGCUUCAUGAACGUCCCCAAGAUCAAGGGGACGCACACGGCCAUGAAGAGCGGCAUGCUGGCAGCGGAGGCCAUCUUUAACAAACUGACAGACGAGAACCUGGAGUCGGAGACGGCAGGUAUCCAUGCUCCUGAGUAUGAGGAAAAUUUGAAGAACUCCUGGGUCUGGAAGGAGCUGUACUCUGUGCGGAACAUUCGCCCGUCGUUCCACAAUUAUUUCGGGCUGUACGGAGGAAUGCUGUACACUGGGAUCUUCUACUGGAUACUGAGGGGGAAAGAGCCAUGGACACUAAAACACUGCGGUACGGACUUCGCCCAGUUGAAGCCAGCAAAAGACUGCACACCCAUCGAGUACCCAAAGCCUGAUGGGAAAAUCAGCUUUGAUCUCCUCUCUUCGGUGGCGUUGAGCGGGACCAAUCACGAGCACAACCAGCCUCCUCACCUCACACUGAAGAACGACGCCGUUCCCGUAGCUCAGAAUCUCGCCAUCUACGAUGGUCCUGAACAGAGGUUUUGUCCGGCAGGUGUGUACGAGUUCGUCCCACUGGAGUCAGGUGACGGUAUGAGGCUACAGAUCAACGCUCAAAACUGCGUGCACUGUAAGACAUGCGACAUUAAAGACCCCAGCCAGAACAUCAACUGGGUCGUUCCCGAGGGCAGUGGAGGACCCGCUUACAACGGCAUGUGAUCACGCGUUCUGUUUCAUUAAUGUUUUAUUUAGACACGUCUAUUUUCAGUGUGCCUACAGAUCAGAUGUCCAUUAUUAAAGGAACUGUGUGUAAUUAUUAUUA
Silurus meridionalis is the source of this 2127-nucleotide messenger RNA. RefSeq names its product electron transfer flavoprotein dehydrogenase (gene etfdh). Gene Ontology annotation, molecular function: iron-sulfur cluster binding; electron-transferring-flavoprotein dehydrogenase activity. Lineage: Eukaryota; Metazoa; Chordata; Actinopteri; Siluriformes; Siluridae. Gene Ontology annotation, biological process: electron transport chain. Gene Ontology annotation, cellular component: mitochondrial inner membrane. The record is from RefSeq and is a predicted model, not a curated record. The coding region runs from base 168 to 2024 and encodes 618 amino acids. The transcript has 13 exons.